This is a messenger RNA of Bicyclus anynana (squinting bush brown), 3410 nucleotides long. RefSeq lists its product as uncharacterized. Bases 1 to 1419 code for a protein of 472 amino acids. The record is from RefSeq and is a predicted model, not a curated record. The transcript has 10 exons. Lineage: Eukaryota; Metazoa; Arthropoda; Insecta; Lepidoptera; Nymphalidae.
AUGGAAGUCGUGGCCAGGGAUAUUCCACGGACCGUCACUUCACCCGAAGAUAUCCCGGUCAUUUCUAAAGUGACCAGCCUUAAUCAGCCUGAUGGAGGUCCCAUGACAGCACAGGCGAGUGCGGAGAACUCGUCUCUCUGCACCCUGGCGUGCGACCAGAGUCUACUAAGCGGGAACGUUGACCGGUGGAUGGGCGUCAACAGCACUAGAGAGACCAGCACAGGGGUGCAGGGCAGCAGGCCUGCGUUGGCGCAGCGAUCAACGUUGGUCACUGAUGGGCACGCCACGUGGUACAUGCUGGCUGUGACGCUGAUGCCGAUCCUGAGCUUGGCGCACCCUGACCAGUGGAGGUGCUCACCGAGUGCUAUACUGAACGCUAUGGAGGUAGUGUUGUCUCACAUGAACAUAACCUGCAACCGCGUCAUCAGGCAGCUAGCCGAAAAUCAGAUCUCCCGAGACAUACUCGCCGGUGUCAUGGACAUGAUCCUUAUUAUGUACUACAACUUAUCAAGGCAAUAUGGAACAGUUUGCGUCAAACGCAAAGUUGUCUUGGGGUCCCCCCAAAGCCCGGGGCCCAGGGCGGACCGCCCCUUGAGCCCCCUGCGCUAUCUCUAUCCGUGUCAUAAUAUUUACGAAGCCAGUGGGUGCAAGCUCGCAGUGGACAGUGCAGUUCGCGCUUGCAGUAUGUUCGCGCGCGCCGUGGCGGUCGCCGCGCUAUGCGCUUGUGCGAUCUCGACCGCGAGUGCUAUCCAGCCACAAGCGAGAAUAUACAUCGACGUAGCACCAAAGCGAACACCUCGACCGACCAGGAUCUUCGAGCUGGAUGACGUCGAGAAAAGAUACACGCCCGAGCUGGUGCAAGAGCUGGAAGCCACCAAGGACAAUGCUCUCCUUCUGUAUACGGAGUACUCCUCAGCUUCUGCCGGGGAGAUGAAGGCGUUUCUCAGAAACAUCAGCUCGCUGCUCCAGGAUACUAUAAGGACAAUGGAGACCAGGGUUCUGGAUCGUGCUAACCGCCGUUGCCGCGAUGAGUUCGACGCCAACAUGAGGAAGAUAGAGACAGACGCGCAGCGAGCGGCCGCGUUCAGCGGGGAGAACCACCACAAGUACUUCCUGGGGCACAUGAUCGUGUUCCGCAUGCACCUCAACAAGAGUCAAGAUUACGUUCAAAGGUGUCAAAAAAUCAAUAGAGGCUGCGGUACCCCGUGUGAAACGACACCAAGAAUGGUGCGCUGGCGACGGCUGGCCAUGCUUGAAAUAAACCGCGUCAAAGACGACAUCCAGCACUCCCGCCGCUCGUACAAGGACCUGCUGGUGCACGCGCGGCGGAAACUGCGCCAUCUGCGGAUAGAAGCGCAAUUACGAGCCAAGACCGCCAUCGCUGCUGUGGAGCAAUGCGUCAAGAACACCACGUGUUAGAAAACCGCCAUUUUGUACACUAGUGACAGAAUAAGACAGGAAAAAUAUUAGUUGACGACAAACGUGAAUAAAAAUAGACAAGUAUCAACAAGCGGUGGAGUUGUGCCAGUUCCAGAAUUUCCGAUUACGCUAUUGGUCGACAUUUGUUUAUUUCUUUUCACGAUGUAUGUCGUUGGUUGCAUGUUAGGCCUACUGGUAUAGGAUUGCAUGUUAGUCAAAGUCGACCAGCAGUUAUAGAGGACACGUCCAUACUAAGUAAUGCGAAAGAAAGCAUGUCUAUAUGUUUGUUACAUUUCAUGAUUUAACCAUGUACCAAUUUUGAUAAAAGUACAACAAGCACAAAAGUAUGAAACAGGUUGUUUACUAUGAUACCUACGCAUUAUGGGUAUUAUCAUAUUUUCAGUUGUGGGAAUCGAACCCAUGACCUUGAAAGUAGAAAUCAGGGUUAAUAACCACUGCGCCACUUGGUCCUCAAACAAUUUGUGGAUCGGCAGAACAAUUUAAUUUUUGCUUCAAGUCAGUGUUCAGUUUUAUCGGAUGCCAAACGGAUAGCAACAGGCAUGUGGGCUCAUUUUGUUUUUUUUUAUUAUUCUACGAAAUACAUAUUAAAAUUAUAUUUGUACUACACGAUAGAGCUUAGUUAAAAACCUUGUGCACGCCAUUCCCUCUAUGUCAUAUAUACAUACCACAUUCACCGUGCGCUGCGAUUUCGAUGAACCCCUUUCUUCUUAAAACAUAAUGAAGACAGAGGCGUAGCGAGGGAGGGGUCGGGACGCUAUUGACCCAAGCAGCAAAACAAAAGAAACUCACUACACGAGUAACUGCUAAAAUUAAAGGUCAAUAAUUUAAAUGAUGCAAAUUUUGUACUAAAAAUUUCAAUGUUGUUUCGUACUGUAAAUAUUUCUAAAAUAUAAAAUAAUAAGUGCCAUAUUAGAAAAGAAGCACGAUUAGAUUAGUUUAGCUUUAUUAUUGGUUUUACAGAACAAACCCAUGACGAGUAAAUAAUACGUAUAAGUAAACAGUGUUCAAAAGUUUAUGCAUUAUUACUAAGUUUACUUAUGCACUUUCCAAAAAUGUUAAAUAUGUCAAAGUAUGAAUUUUAUUUAAAAAAAAAUUACAUAAUAUUAUACAAAUGUAAUGAUGUCGUAGAAUUUUAUAUAAAGUUAUACUCAUACAUUUAGAGAAAAGUUUUUUCGAGGCUAAAUCUUUCAUAAUUAGUGAGAAAUGAUUUUUGAUCUACAGAGUAAAAUAUUUAAUAUGUUAUUUUUUUAAAUAUUGUUUUUGAUUAUUUUAUUAAUAUUUAAACAUACCUAACAUGUAUUUUUAGCGUUGUAGUAAAUUAUAAAAACUGUUGCCAUAUCCAAUAUCCAUAAACAUUGAUUUUACUCUGCCUAUUAUCUUAUUAUGAUUAGGUACUUUGAUUUUUAAUUUUAAUUAUUUUCGGUGUUUGGUCUAUUUUUGUGAAAAAUUAUAAUAUUUUUUUCUUAAUAAAUACUUCACGACAUUACUAUCAUUAUUAGAGAUAAAAGUUGCAAGCUGAAAUAAGAUUAUAAAUCUACCAAAAUUGGUAUUCGCUGGUUCCUAACGAUAUUAUAAAAUUAAGUAAUUUUAGAAGUAAAGUCUACUUGAUUUUAUUUUUUUUAUAAAUUUAUUACAUACUAUUUUUUAUUAUUAUUUACUUGAUAUUAGGGCCAAACCACAUUGUGACUUAAAGUAUUGUGAAGAGAUAAAAAUAAAAUUUUGUAAUGUAUCUCUCAGUGUGUUUUGUCCUUACAUAUAAAAAUAUUUUGUGUUCAUUUAGGAAAAAAAAUAGUAUUCGUACUUAGUAUCACUGUGAUAGUCGUAAUAAAUUAAAUUAUUUAAUUCAAUAAUCUUUAGAUUAAAAUUAAUUGGGAGUACAAUAAACAAUUAAAGUUUUUAAUGUAUCAGAUUAUUGUUGUUAUUAUUUUUAAGUUUAACCAAAUGUAUAUUUUAAAUAAACUUUAACAAAA